Messenger RNA from Colletotrichum destructivum, 2719 nucleotides. RefSeq names its product Putative major facilitator superfamily, MFS transporter superfamily. Gene Ontology annotation, cellular component: membrane. Gene Ontology annotation, molecular function: transmembrane transporter activity. Gene Ontology annotation, biological process: transmembrane transport. Bases 651 to 2270 code for a protein of 539 amino acids. Lineage: Eukaryota; Fungi; Ascomycota; Sordariomycetes; Glomerellales; Glomerellaceae. The transcript is spliced from 7 exons. The record is from RefSeq and is a predicted model, not a curated record.
UUUCUUAUCUUUCUGUCUAUCUAUCUGUCUGUCUGUCUGUCUGUUCAUCUGUUAUCUGGCUGUCCGUCUUUCUGUUGGCUCAUCUUCGACACACCCACUCACUAUCCGGCAUUCGGUUCUCAUCCUCUCACUCAUUCUUCCACUCACACACGUAUGCAUGCACACCCUCUCGCUCACUCACUCACUCAGGCAGUGGUGGCGCUCCACUGAUUUCGCUUUUGACGAGUUCCCAAAGGCGGAGGAGGGAGAGGGCCGCCCCAUCGUUCUUCUGACGGAAUAGCGGGGAUUCCGCACGUCUUUCGUCUUCCGCAGCGGUCGACGGCCGAAUCCUUUUCCCAAGCCAAGUAAUCCCAGCAAUCCGGAGAACGAUAGCAGAACUCAAAGCGAAUUUUCUUCCUUUAACCGCAUUGUUCCUCCUGAUCCGAUCCUCCCCCCCCUUCCCCCUCGUUCUCUCAACCCAACCCUCCACCCGUUCAGACCACCUUCCCGGUUCCGUCAGUGUUUUUUGUCUCCUUGAACCUCCCAAAGCAGAAAAAGACGAACGGACUCUCUGCUGGCCCACGUAAUUGCGCGAUCGCGAAACCGACCUUGUGACUGAGGAACCUUACCCAUUCCCGUUCCAUCCACACAUCCACAACAAAUCCACCCCGAUGGCCGCAGAUGCAGACGAACGGACGCCCCUCCUCAAGUCCGGCGCCGGCGCCGUGAAGCGGGUCGGCCGCAGCCUGUGGUCCCCGGCGAACCGGAUCUUGUUUGCUGGGUUCCUCGUGUCGCUGACACUAGGACUUACUCAAGUCCCCAUCAUCUACGUCUUCCGCGUCAUGGCUUGCGAGACCUUCUACGGCACCCAUGCGCCCUUUGACGGCCCUGCCGCCAACAUGUGCCACCGUCGCGAGAUCGACGCCAACACGGCCCGCCAGGUCUCCAUUCUCGGCAUGACCACCUCCGUCUGCGGCAUCCUAAACCUGUUCAUUUGCGGCGACCUCAUCAAGCGCUGGGGCACCCGCUGGGCCCUCAUCAGCCAGACCGCCCUGCUCGGCAUCCGCGUCUCGUGUCAGAUCAUCGCCGUCUCGGCCGGCGGGCAGCGGGGCAUCGACCUGAUGCAGUACACCCAGCUCAUCGGUAUCGUCGGUGGGCCGCGGGGCUACAUGCUCGUGCUCAACACCGCCGUUGCAGAGGUGGUAGAAAGAAGAAAGCAUACCGGUGUCUUUGGCCGGCUGCAGGGCGCCGUCAUGAUCGGUACCGCCAUCGGCUACCUCCUGGGAGGCGUUCUGGGCGAUGUAUUUGGUAUUUCCAGCCCCUUCAUUACCGCCGUCGGCUGCUUCGCCGUCACCACGGUAUACGGCGCCAUCUUGUGGCCUGCGUCGCCCGAGCAGACCGACGAGGCGGCGAGCAAGACGACGCCUGGUGCCUCGGGCUUCCUAGCCCCGAUCAAAGUCCUCAUGCCUCAAAAGUACCGUCUUGAAUCCGGAAAGGUGGUCAGGAACUACGGCCUCGUCUUCCUGGCUCUCGGCAUCUUCUUUGGCGUGUUCGCCACGGGCUACGCCCCGAUCUUGAUCCAGAUGUACGCAACGGCCCGCUUCAACUUCGGCACCACGGAGAACGGCAUCCUCAUGUCGGGCAACUCGUGGAUCCGGGGCAUCUUUCUCAUGUUCAUCUUCCCGGAGAUCAUCGACGGCGGAAGACGGUGGUUCGCCGCGUCGUCCCACUCGGGCGCCCUCCACAAGACGCUCUCCGAAGAGGAGCGCAGCCUCAUCCCGACCCAUGCCGAGGACAUGGACCCGGCGCCCGGCCUGAUGAACGCCGCGGAACCGACCAAGGCGCCGCCCGAGGAGGAGGACGAGGACAGCACGUUUGACCUGUUCUUCCUGCGGUGGAGCUUGGUGGUGGACGGCAUCGUCACGUCUCUUGCUGCGUGGGCGACGGAGGGGUGGCAUGUCUAUGCCGCUGCUUUUCUGCUGCCGUUCGCCUCUGGAUCAGCGCCGGCCGCCAAGGGCGUCAUCACGGAGAUGUGCCCGCCUCACAUGCGUCAGGACGCUCUGAGCGCCAUCACCCUCGUCGAGAGCGCGGCGACACUGACGACGCAGGGCAUCUUUGGCUUGAUAUUUGCCACGCUAUCCGAGAUCGGCAAGCCCAACCUGACAUUCUUCGUCAACGCGGCUCUCGCGGUCGUCGCCGUUGGUAUUCUGCUGCUGGCGCACUACCCUCCCGCGGAAGCCACGAGAAUCGAGAACAAAGAGCCCCAAGAGAAUAGCAGUGUUCGAGGCUAGUUGUGCUGGCAACUCAUGGGUCAAGAUGCAUCGAUGCUUCCGACUUCGACCAUUGGGGGGGUAACUAACUGCAUUAGCGAUCUUGGGGCCGCUCUCAUGGUUUAUGGAGCAUAGGGGAAAGUAAAAAAAAGGGGAGUUUCUCCCUGUAAAAGUUUUGGUAUUUGCCACUCACACGCAGCUGAAUAGCAUCUGGGUUUCUUAAGGGCUGUCCAGCAGAUGGCACCGUUAGAGAUCUAGGGAGGUAUUAAUGUCCAUUGGUGAGUUGGACAAGUGUAACUUAGAGGAAGUAACAUGGUGCCCGCGGGUUAAGUAUAUACACAGUAUGGGCAAACAGGGAAAUUCAGUCACGCAUCUUGUCUGAUAUCUUGCAUCUUGGAGCCAGUGCAAGGACCCAGACAUAGACAACCCAGUGCCGAUAGUCUAGACUUGGAAACAGAUAGAAAGGCCGC